AUGGAGGAGUCUCAAUAUGAUUUAGGAGUGUUGGAAGAUAUUGAUCCAAGUUUAGAUGGCGGAUUUAAAAUUUAAUUUAAUAAGGAGAUUAAUAUAGAAACAAGGUUGAUUAUCUAAAAUUUAAUGGUUAGAAUAUAAAAUGCUAAUACUGGCCCUUAAGAAAUAGGAACUCUUGAAUAGAUCUAAGUGAAAAUACUUGUUUAGGGAGAUCAAUAAGCAUUUGAGAAUUUAAAAAUUGAAUUGACUAGCGAAACAGAUCUAUUUUUUAAUUACAUAUCUAUUAUUGACAAAGAAAACUUUAAAAAAAUAAAAGAAGAAUAGAAACUUACAAUAGAGUACCCUUAAUUCUUACAAAUGUUAAUUAAACUAUUAAGUUCAAGUCAUAAGGAACCUAAUCACUUCUUUUGUGUAUUUUUUAUGCAAUAGGAUGGGGCUGCUAAAUUAGAUUUUAUAGAAAAUUUAGAAUAUAAAUUUAUGGAAAUGUUAUCACUGAAAUUCAGCAGUGCAACUGAAGAGACUAUGAGAUAAAAUAUAUCAUUUAGAUAUAAUUUUAUUAAAGCUAAGCUUCAGUUUGUCCAAAACAGAUUAAAUGAUAUAACCUCUCUAAUAAAAUUAAAGAAUCCUUCACUUCUAGCUCAACUAAAUAAAGUGUCAAUUAGUUCGAAUCAAAGUUAAAGUAAUCAAAACGUAAGUAAAUACAUGGGAUAAUCUAGAAAAAAUAAUAACUCAUCUAAAUUUAUAUGA
This is a messenger RNA of Paramecium tetraurelia, 744 nucleotides long. RefSeq lists its product as uncharacterized. The record is from RefSeq and is a predicted model, not a curated record. The transcript is spliced from 5 exons. Lineage: Eukaryota; Ciliophora; Oligohymenophorea; Peniculida; Parameciidae.